AUGGCAUACUUGCUGACAUUCGCCGUUAUUGCCGCUUUGUUCUUGGCUAGCGUCUUGCUAUAUCGAUAUGGAAAUAUACAACGUCAACACAUCCUUGUAACACUCUCCGUGUUGACGGCCUGGUGUUUUUCUUUUCUGAUUGUUUUUACCAUUCCUUUGGAUGUGACGUCAACUCUUUACCGGCAAUGCCUAGAGGAGCACAAGCCAAUUUCCAAUGGCAGUGUCACCAUAAAUAUAUCAUCAACAACAGACACAUUACGACCCCAGGAAUGUCAAGAGCCGUGGGGCAUGGUGCCUGAGUCAGUGUUCCCCAAUUUGUGGCGUAUCAUCUACUGGAGCUCACAGUUUCUAACGUGGCUAAUAAUGCCACUAAUGCAGUCGUAUCUUAAAGCCGGCGAUUUUACCAUAAAGGGCAAACUGAAAUCGGCCCUAAUUGAGAAUGCCAUCUACUAUGGAUCCUAUUUAUUCAUCUGCGGUGUCCUGCUCAUCUAUAUUUCCGUCAAGGGCGUCUCCCUUGAUUGGCAGAAACUAAAGGCGAUUGCUUCAUCGGCUUCAAAUACAUGGGGCCUCUUUUUACUUAUACUCCUUUUGGGCUAUGCACUCGUGGAAGUGCCUCGAUCUCUUUGGAAUAACGCCAAACCGGGAUUUGCGCUGCAAUAUGCUUAUUUCAAGGCUGCCAAACUUAGCACGGACAAGGCGGAGGCGGAGGAGCAUGUCGACGAUGUGCUUGAGUCUCUGCAAUGCAUCAGUCGAGCAGUGCCUAACAAUCACGAGUUGCGAUCGUGCGUCGAGACCAUAUUGCGCAAGGUACCUAUUGAGCUGCAUGAGCGGGCCAGUCGCAAUUUCUCGAGAAGCUGCGGCAACGGCAUGGGUAGCUUCGGUGGCACCAGUUCUACCAUUGUGCCCUCGGAGAAAGCGCUUGUACGCAUACAUAAACAGGUGAUCAAAUCGUUGCAGACUUUGCAACGCACUGAGGCACUUUGGAGCGUUCAAGUGAAGACGGUGCUACACUUGGAAGACGUUGCACACAACAUGCAUUCAGCUGAGCGUUAUUUCAAAACUGAGUUUCCAUGCAAGCGGUCGCAGCUGGAAAGAAUCUUGUUUAGCGGCUCUGUUCAAUGGUAUUGGGAGUGUGUUUUUAAGGCUCCAUUCCUUAAGGCGCUCUGCGUGCUCUCGGCUACCAUGUCAUCGAUGGUCGUGUGGAGCGAACUCACUUUCUUCAGUCGCCAUCCGGUCCUCUCGAUAUUUGCCAAUGUGAUCAAUGUGGCCAAGGGAACUUAUGAUUUUUUCACAAUUGAAGUCUUUUCUAUGGGUGUGCUGUGCUACUUCUUCUACUGCACCUAUUCUACAAUUCUUAGGAUACGCUUUCUUAAUAUUUAUUACCUGGCACCCCAUCACCAGACGAAUGAGCAUAGCUUAAUCUUUAGUGGCAUGCUUCUCUGUCGUCUAACACCACCAAUGUGUCUCAAUUUUCUUGGUCUUAUUCAUAUGGAUUCUCACAUCAUAAAAAAGCGCAUUAUGGAAACGUAUUAUACGCAAAUUAUGGGUCACAUGGACGUAAUCGGCAUCAUUUCGAAUGGCUUCAAUAUAUACUUUCCUAUGUGCAUGCUGGCAUUUUGCCUGGCCACCUGGUUUAGUCUAGGUAGUCGGGCUUUGAAUGCCUUGGGUUUCCAACAGUUUCUGCAGCACGAAACGAUUGCAACCGAGCUAGUGCAGGAGGGAAAGGAUUUGAUAGCUCGCGAAAAGCGCCGUCGACAGCGAACCGAAGAAGCAAUGGCCAGAAGACGCGCCGACACUAUGCCAAGUCAUGAAUACCUUAGUAAAUAUCGUGGAGUAGGCGGUGGCGUCAAUCAGUUAAUUGGUGAAUAUCGAACACCAGCAGAUGGUUUAUUGCGGGAUGGCGACGCUAGUGUUGACUACGCUGCAGUAGCUUCCUCUUCAGCGCUUGGAGUACCUCGCUCAUUGUCGGAGGAAAUUAAUGAUAGAUUUGGCGUUAGCACUCAAAUGCAGAUUGGAUUUCGAAGCACUAACGAUCGAAAUGAAACAGAGAAUGUCGGAAUGCCGCCUCGUGGGCUUUUUGAUGAUGUUUAAUGCGUAAUGCGAUGAAAUUGAAAUGCGUACAAUUUGUAAUUUAUUUAAAUAUAAUUUAAUUUCUGUUUCUACUUACACCCAAAUAUUGUAAACAUUUCUAUAAUUAACCACAAUAAAGUUAAAUUUAGUUUUACCAAUAAAAUAGAUCCCUUAGUUAAAUGACUUGCAUGAAACUGUAUUUAUGAGUAUGGAUGCAGUUGUGACGCACCAAACAGGGAGAUUAAUAAUACUUAUGUAUAUGGAACACAAUAUCAAUAACGUUGAUUGUAACCAGUCUAUCGGUAGUUGGCAUCUUCAUCUAUUUCAUCAGGAUUGCGCGUUUUCAGUCUUAAUAUGCGAUUGUAA
Messenger RNA from Drosophila sulfurigaster albostrigata, 2436 nucleotides. RefSeq names its product LMBR1 domain-containing protein 2 homolog. Lineage: Eukaryota; Metazoa; Arthropoda; Insecta; Diptera; Drosophilidae. The transcript is spliced from 3 exons. Gene Ontology annotation, cellular component: membrane. The record is from RefSeq and is a predicted model, not a curated record. Bases 1 to 2091 code for a protein of 696 amino acids.